Messenger RNA from Didymodactylos carnosus, 246 nucleotides. The record is from the annotation of a GenBank genome assembly. Lineage: Eukaryota; Metazoa; Rotifera; Eurotatoria; Philodinida; Philodinidae.
AUGGGUACUACUACUCCAGUAGAUGAACGAGCUAUCGGCAACUUCUCUAACCACCAGACUGUUUGGCUUGAGACUGACAUUGAUGACCCGAAAAAUCAUAUCAAAUUUAAGAAUCUAUUUCAUAAAUUGAUACAGCCGUUAGAAACGAUGCUACCCACAAAAGAUCAUCCUCAAUAUAAUGAAACUGACAUCGAUAUACCUAUUAUGGAAGAUGAAAAAUAUAUUAUUGAACCAAAGUGUUUAUAA